Messenger RNA from Acanthocheilonema viteae, 1803 nucleotides. The record is from the annotation of a GenBank genome assembly. Lineage: Eukaryota; Metazoa; Nematoda; Chromadorea; Rhabditida; Onchocercidae.
AUGAACGCUAAAAGAAAUAUCGGUGCAGAGCGUUGUUCUUCGGAACAAACAUUAUUUCGUUAUGAUACCAUCGGCAUUCCAUUUAUUAUUGUCAAGUGUCAUUAUUGGGCAGCUAGAAAUUGUUUCCGUGACAGAGCACAGCAUGAACAAGUUAUUACGGAUUGGGUUGACGUAUCCGCUAUCAAGCGCAAGAAUGAUAGAAAUGAAGAAUGUGGUACUGUUAAUGCAGAAUUUACGCCAUGUGUUCAGAAAGAGAUUGCUGAUCAAAUAUUCUAUGAUUGCUGUAAGCUUUACGUUGAACCGGAAUGUCACGAAUUAUGUCGGUAUGAAGCAAACCACGAGGUGGCACAAUCACUCUUACUGGAAACAUUCCGUAAGAAAAAAUGUCCUGUGAAUAAUAUACCAGCUAUAUUAUAUUGUGCAUCCCAAAAUCGAGACAAUCGAUUAUGUUGUAGACAAUUUGGUCUCAUAUCAACAAAAUUUGGUACUACUCGAAGAUGCUUACGAAUGUGUGAUCCGUAUCGUUUUGACAUUCCCAUACUGCAGGAAUAUGAUUUUGUCUGUCUAAAUAACUGGGAUAUUAUCAUGUAUUGCCAUCAUGGUGGACUCAGUUUACAAAAAAUGACGAUUUCGUAUGGCGAGGAAUUGUCCUCAUUUAUGCUACGAUGGCGAGGAUCACUGUGGAAAGCGGUACUAAAGGAUUUAAUUGCUUUCUACUUUGUUUAUUAUAUUAUUCUGUUUUUCCAGUGGUAUUAUCUUGAUGAAAAACAGAAAGAAUACUUCACGGGGUGGAUUAUUUGGUGCGAAAUUGGCUCCCAAUAUAUUCCCUUAUCUUUUUUGCUUGGCUUUUUUGUUGCUGUUGUGGUAGCACGAUGGUGGGAACAAUUCAAUUAUAUCAGUUGGCCCGAUAAAUUAAUGAUGAUGGUAGCAACAUGCUUACCCGGUGAUCAUAAUUUGCCCAUUCGACAAGCUAUUGCAAGAUGGUCUAGCUUACAGGCAGCUAUUGCUUGGUCCGGAAUAUCGGUUCGUACACUAAAACGAUUUCCAACGGAACGACAUUUAGUGGAUGCAGAUUUGAUGACCGAAGAAGAGUAUAAAAUGUUUACAGGUGUAGAGGCAAGACAUGGCAAAUGGUUUGUACCAAUAGUGUGGAUAUCAAAUUUGUUUGGAACAUUAUAUCGACAACAACGAAUUGACUCUGUGCAACUCAAUAUGCUAAUGCAACAACUGUACUCGUUUAGGGAUGGUUUUGCUAUGCUGUUCGUUUACGAUUGGGUGAAGAUACCUCUUGUCUAUACGCAAGUAGUAGCGAUAGCAACCUAUGGAUAUUUCAUCAUCUGUUUGAUUGGACGCCAACCGAAAAUUGAUGAACAUUCAAUGAGAAAAGAAGUAUCCAUAUUGUUUCCAGUUUUUACAACCUUUCAAAUACUAUUCUACAUUGGAUGGCUUAAAGUUGGCCAGUAUCUAAUGAAUCCAUUCGGUGAAGAUGACGACGAUUUUGAGCUGAACUAUGUGUUGGAUCGAAAUACAUUCAUCGCACACAUGUUGGCAACAGAUUUGGCUAAUCAAUUACCCACAAUUAGUAGGAAUGGAAUGCGCGUUCUCCUCCCACAUACUAAAGCAUCAUUUAAAAUACAGGAUGUCAUCCCAAAAAAUCAUUUAAUGGAUUUCAAGUUAACGGAAGACGAAAUGAAACUUAUCCAACUGGAUGAACUCAUGGAAGGCAAUGAAAAUAACCGGAAAAAAGCUAAGAAGUCUAGAUUAUUAUCACGAAGUAUUGGAGAAAAUAGAAAGUAUUUUUGA